UGAUUUCUUGACAUAUUUUUAUUAAUUAAUCUCCAAGUGGUUUUGCUGGAAUAUUAAUUAUUUAGUUCAAUUAAGUAUAAUAUCAAAGUGAUAUUCAUGCAAAGAUUUUCGUACUGGUUUGUGUUGAUUAGCCUCUAUAGUAGGUUUAAAAUAUAAUGUUAUUAUAAUGUCAAAAACUCCAUCUAAAAGUGCGCAAAAUUUAAAUUUCCACUUUAGUCCAAAGGAAAUUACCAGCCCAAACAAGGACAGUCCUGGUAUAUCGAAGACUGUUUACACUCAUUUAUCAAAUCUCCAUCGCCUCUUAAAUGAUUGGUCAAGUAUUAGAGUUAAAGGGAUACAAAUAUGCAAAUCUUUAACGUCUUUGAAAUUGCAAGAGUGUGAAGAUGACUAUUACCCACAUCAAACUAAACCACUCACUGAAAGCUUAAUGCAAUCAUUGGAUGCUCUGAAAGAUAUAGUUGAAGGAGCUGCAAUAAUAAACAAUCAAAUGCAGGCGUUAACUAAAUUACAGUCAAAUGAAGAACCUGUCAUAAACACAUGGUCAGUCUGUGAAAUAUCUGAAAACAUUGACAAAGUAUGUGACACAUUACAAAAGGAGCUUAGAUUAAAACAAGUCAUAACAGAAAAUAUUGCACAUUGCAGAGAUGAAAAUUUAAUUGAAGUUUAUGCUAGCGCUUGGGAAUUCGAAGCCUACUUCAACAUGGAGGCAAAUUCUUAUUUGUUUGCAGAAGUUGGUUUAGUAGGAAUUACAUAAAUUUUCUUAAUA
Messenger RNA from Maniola jurtina (meadow brown), 766 nucleotides. Its product is annotated as cyclin-dependent kinase 2-interacting protein-like. The record is from RefSeq and is a predicted model, not a curated record. Bases 167 to 754 code for a protein of 195 amino acids. The transcript is spliced from 4 exons. Lineage: Eukaryota; Metazoa; Arthropoda; Insecta; Lepidoptera; Nymphalidae.